GCGUCGCCGCAGCGCGGGCAGCGGGGCGCUGCCGGCAGCCAUUACCGGGAGCGCGGAGCUGCCGCUGUCGCCUCGCCUUGCUCCGCGGCCCCGCCGCCGCACGGGGAGGGGCCGCUAUGGCGGCGUAGCCUCGCCCUCACCCGCCUCUUCCUCCCCGCUGCGGGCGCUGAAGGCGCGGCGGCGGCGCGGCCUAGCGCGGAGGGCGGAUCCCCGGCCUCGCGUAGCGGCUGCUGUCCGCGGAGGGCCGCCCUCCCCGGGGCCAUGUCCCUCGUGGCCUACGCCAGCAGUGAGGAGGACAGCGAUGCGGAGGAGCCUGCGGGCGAGGAGGAGGAAGCCGCCGGUUCUCCCCCAGCCGCAGCCGAGCAGCCCUCGGCCCGGGGGCUUUUCGCCGCGCUMCCCCCGCCCAGAGCCCCCGCGGUGCCCCCGCCGUUCCUCAUGGGCCCUCCGCCCGCCGUGAGCGGCUUCGGCAGCGSCUCGCCGGGCCAGGGCGGGACCGAGAGCCCCUCCGAGCCCACCGGCAGCGGAGACGGGGCCGCGGAACCCCCCCGGUCGAGGGGGCUCCUGCUGCCGCCCCCCAGGAAUGCUGCCACCGCCGCUUCCCCCMUUAACCCGCCCUCCGCUGCCUCCCCCGGGGCGGGUUUGGGCCUCCCCAAGCCAAAGAAGAGGACGGAGCCGGUGCGGAUCGCGGCGCCCGAGCUGCACAAGGGGGAUUCAGAUUCAGAGGAAGAUGAACCAGCAAAGAAGAAAAAUACUCUUCAGGGACGCGGCGAGGGCUCUGGCUUGUCCGCUUUGCUUCCUCAACCCAAAAAUAUGACAGUGAAAGAGACCAAUCGGGUACUCCUGCCCUACGCAUUCUCCAGGAAAACGGGAGAAAACGCUUCCGACCCCAAGCCUGCCAAGGCUCCAAGCUCUUCCUCCAAAGCCAAACCCGUGCCCAAGCCGGCCGUGCCCACGACUCCGUCCCCGUCGGCGAUCAAAGCCGCGGCCAAGAGYGCGGCGCUGCAGGUAACCAAGCAGAUCACGCAGGAGGAGGAGGACAGCGACGAGGAGGUGCAGCCAGAGAACUACUUCUCCUUGUCUGAUAGGAGCGAGCCCAGCGCCGUGGGCACCGAGCCCUACCUGUACCCUGGCACGGCGGGGUCGGAGGACCCUCCGCCCGGGACAGAGCCGGAGCCCCAGUUCCAGGACGCGGCCGCUAAUGCUCCUCUGGAGUUCAAGACGGGCGCGGGCUCCAGYGGAGCUCAGCACAGCUGGGCACCCAAACCUGGCGAGGACUACGGCAGCCAGCCCUAUGGCCAGUUCCCCCCUGCCUAUGGCGAGCCUGGGGGCUACUACCAGGAUUACUACAGCAGCGGCUACUACCCCGAGGUGGAACCAGCCCAGGCCCCGCCGCAGGAGACCAGCACYGACUCCUCUUUCAUCGACGACGAAGCGGUUGGCACUUCAUUGUCUGUCCCCCUGUGGAAUUUGGCUUUGAGCUCUGCCAGAACAUGGGACCUGCUUGCUAGCUAUGGUCCUGCYCSSCAGCA
Malurus melanocephalus (red-backed fairy wren) is the source of this 1529-nucleotide messenger RNA. It is a transcript of the gene PRCC, whose product is annotated as proline rich mitotic checkpoint control factor. Gene Ontology annotation, cellular component: nucleus. NCBI's taxonomy places the organism in Eukaryota, Metazoa, Chordata, Aves, Passeriformes, Maluridae. The record is from RefSeq and is a predicted model, not a curated record.